UCAAAUUGCCAAUUCAGCAAUGCAAAUUCUGAGGCAAAGGGUGGGAUGUGGACUAUGAUGCAACUUUGCGUAUAUGAUUUCUAAAAAUAGCCCCUUGGCUGAUGAUGUAAAGGCCGGCUCUAUGGAAUAAAUAGAGCUCGUCUUGGCCACCAAAACUGCACCCUGGCAAGCGCUGAAGGCUGAGUUCUCCCUUUGCUGAGUGUGCAGCUGACAACCGAAUCCAGAAUGGGAUCUCGCUUCCUGGCUGUGAUGCUUGCCCUGCUUCUUCUCUGCCACAUCAGCUACGCAGCUAUCUUUGAUCCGACAAUAGGCUGCAAAUGUGCAAAAGUAAGGUCCAGAUUCAUCCCUCCUUCUCAAUACGAAAGUGUCAGUAUUUUUCCGCCCGGAAGCGCCUGCAACAAGAUGGAAGUAAUAAUCACAAUCAAGGAGAAAAGAACCAAAGUAUGCGUCAAUCCCGAAGUAAAAUGGGUGCAGAAUUUAGUGAAGAUAGUUAAAGGAACUCAAAAGUCUGCUGCUGCAAACCGAAGUCUGUGAUGGCCUCGGAAGGCAAAAGGAUGGAUGGUGCCCCAGCCAGUCCCAAAUGUGAAGCUUGAUACCUUUCCUCUCUGCUUUUCCAAUUCUG
Molecule: messenger RNA, 622 nt
Organism: Podarcis raffonei (Aeolian wall lizard)
Lineage: Eukaryota; Metazoa; Chordata; Lepidosauria; Squamata; Lacertidae
Product: C-X-C motif chemokine 10-like
Exons: 4
Coding region: 226-534 (102 amino acids)
Biological process (GO): chemokine-mediated signaling pathway; antimicrobial humoral immune response mediated by antimicrobial peptide; neutrophil chemotaxis
Cellular component (GO): extracellular region
Molecular function (GO): chemokine activity; CXCR chemokine receptor binding
Source: RefSeq, a predicted model, not a curated record